This is a messenger RNA of Mucor velutinosus, 324 nucleotides long. RefSeq lists its product as uncharacterized. The transcript has a single exon. The record is from RefSeq and is a predicted model, not a curated record. Lineage: Eukaryota; Fungi; Mucoromycota; Mucoromycetes; Mucorales; Mucoraceae. Bases 1 to 324 code for a protein of 107 amino acids.
AUGAAGUUUCUCUACUUUCUCCUGAUUGCUCUUAUCUGCGCCCUUGUACAUGCUCAAGAUGGUGAUAGCUUUGAAAUUGUUUUUUAUAAGCAACCUAAUUACAAGAAUGAAAACGGCGUCAUUGCUGGAUCCGUCUCUCCUGGUGGUAGUGCUGGAUCUCGUAGAGGAAACCUGACUGUUGCCUCUUUUAAGGCACCCACUUGGUUGCAAGUUACCUUGUUUGAAGACAUUGACUUUGGAGGCAAAUCUCAUGUCUACAAGGGCCCUCAAAAGAAGAUUUCUCCCCCUGUUACUCUUCGUAGCGUCAAAUGGAAACAUUUGUAA